CAGGUCGUUCCUGAAGUAAAUUCAAAUAAUUUAUUAAUUUAUCUGUGUUUUGUACGUCAUUGAUUACUAAUAUGUAGACGUCUAUUUAAGAGAUUAGCGAUCUUAGCUCUUCCAUGAAAUAUGUAAUGGCAGACAUAUCAGCAGUUGAAAUCCAAGUCUUGUUUUUUGCUAAAGCAAGGGAACUUUGUGGAAAGAAAGAAAGCCAGUUACUAAUUCCAUCAGCAACAUCAUAUGAUAAUCUUUUGGAUGAAAUAGUUCAGAAAUUCUCUCUGGAACCUAUUCGAGAUAACUUGAUAUUAGCCAUUAAUGAAGAGUAUGCUACUUCAGAAUCUGAAGUUCAUCUUAAAGAAGGAGAUCAAGUAGCAGUUAUUCCGCCACUCAGUGGAGUUGAUUGAUAUCCUGCUACUAACUGCAAUGCACAGCUCUAAGAAAAAUGUUUAUUUCAGGUCUUACCAAGAACAGCC
This is a messenger RNA of Zootermopsis nevadensis, 464 nucleotides long. The record is from RefSeq and is a predicted model, not a curated record. NCBI's taxonomy places the organism in Eukaryota, Metazoa, Arthropoda, Insecta, Blattodea, Termopsidae.